GACAGUAUUAUGUGUCGUGCCUGAAAGGGCUGUGAAGUCUUGCAGCCGCUCAGACUUGAGGAGUGACAACUUAACGAUGGUGGGUGCUCUCUAUCUGUUUGCUCUUCGCUCUUUCCGGUUGUGUGGACGGGGGCGACAGCAGCUGGACUGAGCUCACAGCCACAGUUUCAAUUCCCUCGCUAGGACGAUUCCGACCACCAGCUCCUGCGAGGGUAGCUUGGAUAUUCAAGGACAUUUUAACGUUACUAUAGCUACUUUGGCCUUUUCUGUCGAUUGAGGAUAUCCAGCGCGUGGUUCUCCGGAGCAAUGACGUUGUGGCCAGAUUUUUGUAAACACGGGCAAAAACGGCGGUUGAGAGCACUGUGAAACACUCCCGAGCUGAUGAUGUUUGUCUUCGUCUCAUCUUUCCAUGUCGUACCCGCAGCCCUUCCUCUGCUGACCGGCCACACGAACGGCCACGUCAAGGAAACCCUUUGCUGACUUUCGAUUUGUUUAUCUAAAUUAUGGCAUCGUUUGCUGAAAGAAAACCGUGUUACUGGCGAAAGUAGUGACCCCACAACACGGAGAACGGCCAGUGAACUUUGAUUUGCUGAGUGCUGGAUUGUGGUGGAGCCAGAGGUGCAACACUGAUGUGCAUCAGGUCCAGGAACCAUCAAUGUGGACUUCAGCUGGUGAUUUGAUAAGUUACAUAUAGAACCCCCCCCCCCCCCCCCCCCAAGUCACUUGUGUCCCCUCUCCCCCUCCUUUCCCUCUCCCCUUCCCCACUUCCCCCCCUUCCCUUGUCAAUCUUCUCCCCAUCCUCCAAGAUUCACCAUGCUUAUCAAGGAGUACCGCAUCCCCAUGCCCAUGAGUGUGGAGGAGUACCGCAUUGCCCAGCUCUAUAUGAUCCAGAAAAAGAGCAGAGAAGAGAGCUGUGGUGAAGGUAGUGGGGUGGAGAUUCUAGAGAAUAAGCCCUACACAGAUGGACCGGGUGGGACGGGCCAGUACACCCACAAGGUUUACCAUAUUGGCAUGCACAUUCCCAGCUGGUUCCGCUCCAUCCUGCCCAAAGCCGCACUGAGGGUUGAAGAGGAGUCCUGGAACGCCUACCCUUACACCCGCACCAGAUACACCUGCCCCUUUGUUGAGAAGUUCUCCAUUGACAUUGAGACCUACUAUAAAUCUGACACGGGCAAUCAAGCAGAUGUCUUCAACAUGUCUGCAGCAGAGAAGAGGCAGAGGACUAUUGACCCAAUCGACAUUGUGACAGAUCCCAUCCCCCCGCAUGAGUACAAAGCAGAGGAGGACACACGGCUUUACAAGUCAGCCAAGACCCAGAGGGGUCCUCUGCAGGACGACUGGAUAGAAGAGUACAAAAAUGACCCAGGGAAGACCCCCAUCAUGUGUGCCUACAAACUCUGCAAGGUGGAGUUUCGUUACUGGGGCAUGCAGUCUAAGAUUGAACGCUUCAUCCAUGAUGUUGGACUGAGAAAGGUGAUGGUGCGUGCCCACCGGCAGGCCUGGUGCUGGCAGGAUGAAUGGUACGGUCUGACCAUGGAGGACAUCCGGCAGCUGGAACUGGAAACCCAGCUGGCCCUGGCCACAAAGAUGGCCCAGUUCAGUCAGGCAGAGGAGGCCACCGAAGCCAACGGAGGUGCUCCGUCUCCGGACAAACACCAGGAGGUUAAAGAAGCGAUCAGCUCCAUUGAAGCUGAGGAGGUGGUUGUUCGCUCAGGAGGAGAGACUCUCCAGCCACGAGGUGUACUCACCAAGCAGUGGUCCACUUCAUCCCGAUCCUCCCACUCAUCCAAGAGAGGAGUGAGCCCAUCACGUCACAGCAUCUCAGAGUGGCGGAUGCAGAGCAUAGCGCGAGACUCAGACGACAGCUCGGACGAGGAGUUCUUCGACGCUCAUGAGGAUUUCUCAGACGGCGAGGAGGCCUUCCAAAAGGAAAUUUCCAAGUGGAACUCCAACGACCUCAUAGACAAGAUUGAAGCUGCAGACACAGAGGAAACUCCUGGUGAGCUGAUCAAGGAAAUGCCGGUGGAUUAUGAGAGAGCAACCAGUGAGGAAAGACUAGAUGAGAUGCGUGGCUCUGUUAGCUGCCAAGUCGAUAGCUCUCCCAUUCCCACCAUCACGGUAACAAGGCACCAGUCAGAGAGCUCGUCCCAGCAGUGUCUGCAGCCCUCCAAGAUCCAUGUGCUGAUCUUGGUACUGCACGGAGGGAACAUCCUGGAUACAGGCGGAGGGGACCAGAACAGCAAGCAGGCUGACAUCAACACGAUUAGUACAGCUUUCGAAACAGUCAUGCGUGUUCACUACCCCACGGCGCUGGGACGCAUCGCCAUCCGCUUGGUACCCUGCCCUGCCAUCUGUGCCGAGGCCUUCUCCCUAGUUUCCAACCUGAGCCCGUACAGCUACGAUGAAGGUUGUCUGUCCAGCAGCCAGGACCACAUCCCUCUGGCAGCUCUCCCCCUCCUGGCCACCUCUGCUCCACAGUACCAGGAGGCCAUCGCCACCGUCGUCGUAAGAGCCAACCAGGUGUACACAGAGUUCAUAAAGUCUCUGAACGGGGCAGUCUUCUCUGGCCAGGUAUGCCUCAUUGGGGACUGCGUGGGAGGAAUCUUGGGAUUUGAUGCAUUGUGCAGCAGCAAUCAGACAGUUAAUGAAAGCCAGGACAGCAGCCGCAGGGGCAGUGUCGUCAGUGUACAGGACCAGGACCUCCUUUCUCCUGGAAUCAUUAUCAACAGCGGGCACGGGUCAGCCUCUCCGACUCUGGAGGGCAGCCGCCACCUCAGUCGCAGUAACAUUGACAUUCCUCGUGCCAGUUCAGGUGACGACACCAAGCGACAAUUGCCACGCAAGAGAAGUGACUCCUCCACCUACGAGCUGGACACAAUAAAACAACACCAGGCCUUCCUCACCAGCUUACACUCCAGUGUUUUGCGAAACGACACAGUCUCGCGCAGGUCGAGCAGCAGCGCUAUGCUGGAUGGAGGCUCCCUGGGAAAGUUUGACUUUGAGGUCUCUGACUUUUUCCUGUUUGGCUCUCCACUGGGCUUGGUACUCGCCUUGAGAAAGACUGUCAUUCCAAUGCUGGAUGUGGCCCAACUGCGGCCUGCCUGUCAGCAAGUCUACAACCUGUUCCACCCAGCCGAUCCCUCGGCCUCCCGCCUGGAGCCUCUCUUGGAGAGGAAGUUUCACCUCCUGCCUCCCUUUAACGUGCCCCGUUACCAACGCUUUCCCCUUGGAGAUGGGAACUCUGCCCUACUUGUGGAGACAGUCCAGAGCAACGCUCAGCUGCUACUUGACAGCGGGCCUCCGCUGUCCCUUCGCUGUCAGGAUACCAUCAGUGAGACCUGCAUCCCUGUGCCUGUGCUAAACUGGCCGGAGGGCUCCCUCAAAGCCACACCCGCCACUAUGGAGUCAGAUGUUGUUCAGUCUCAUGGUGGUGUCUUCAUGGACAGUUCGUACCCCUCAUCCCCCGUAGCGGGCCCCCUCUCCCGGGGCCAGCGGAGGGCCAGUGAAGUCAGCAUUGCCAGCCAGGUCUCAGGAAUGGCAGACAGUUACACUGCCUCCAACAUAGCCAACACCAAAUCAUGCCAAAUUAACCAAUUCAAAAAGUUCAGCCUUUUGUCCCAACUCGCCCUUUCAUCACAAAACAAAUUCUUCCUGAAAAGUCCUCCUAAGUCCCGUAAGAAAACAAAGGCUGGCAAGGCCGCAGGAGGUCCUGAUGCAGAUCUAGUAGCAGAGCUGGACGGUGUAGCAGAGACUAGUGCCCGUCUAAGUCCCACUGGCCAGCACGAGAACUGCCUGUCACCUGGGCUGGAGUGUGCUAUAUCUGAGCUGGUCUCACUGGACUCCCAGGCUGAAGUGGACCAAGUUGCAGCACGUUGGUGGGGCACAAAGCGGCUGGACUUUGCCCUGUACUGCCCCGAUGCUCUCACCGCUUUCCCCACAGUGGCUUUACCGCACCUCUUCCACGCAUCAUACUGGGAGUCCACUGAUGUUGUAUCGUUUCUCCUGAGACAGGUCAUGAGGCAUGAAAACUCUAGCAUCCUGGAGCUUGAUGGCAAGGAAGUGACUGAAUUCACUCCCUCUAAACCUCGAGAGAAGUGGCUCCGCAAGAGGACCCUUGUGAAGAUCAGGAACGUUACUGCCAACCACCGCAUUAAUGACGCGGUGUUCACAGAAGACUCCCAGCAGGUCGUGACAGGUCGCUUUAUGUACGGCCCUCUGGACAUGGUCACCUUGGCCGGGGAGAAGGUUGAUCUCCACAUCAUGACCCAGCCCCCAUCAGGAGAAUGGGUGUACUUCAACACAGAAGUGACUAACAGUAGUGGCCGUGUGUCAUUUGCCAUCCCAGAGAAAAAACGUCUGGGCAUUGGCGUCUACCCAGUCAAAAUGGUUGUCAGGGGUGACCACACAUGUGCAGACAGCUACCUGACAGCUGUUCCACGUGGCACUGAGUUUGUUGUAUUCAGCAUCGACGGGUCAUUUGCUGCCAGUGUGUCAAUCAUGGGCAGUGAUCCCAAAGUGCGGGCAGGAGCUGUAGAUGUUGUCAGGCACUGGCAAGAUUUAGGCUAUAUGAUCAUCUAUGUGACAGGACGACCAGACAUGCAGAAGCAGCGGGUAGUGGCCUGGUUGUCUCAGCACAACUUCCCUCAUGGCAUUGUCUCCUUCUGUGACGGCCUGGUCCACGACCCGCUGAGACACAAGGCCAACUUCCUCAAGUCCCUGACAGAGGUUAACAUGAAGAUUUUCGCUGGCUACGGAUCAACCAAGGACAUCUCAGUCUACACCUCCGUCGGCAUCCCUCCCUCCCAAAUAUACAUCGUCGGGAGACCCUCCAAGAAGAUGCAGUGCCAGUUCAUCACAGAGGGCUAUGCGGCUCAUUUGUCCCAGCUGGAGUACAGCCACCGUUCUCGGCCAGCUAAGUCCAGCAGUGCACGCAUGGUGCUACGUAAAGGCAGCUUUGGCUUGGGUGCAAACAGCGACUUCCUAAGGAAGAGGAACCACCUGCUGCGCACCAUCUCCUCCCAACCGGCCCCCAGCUCCCCAACAGGCAGCAUCCACAACAGGCCAGAACGCACACAGAGCCAAUCAGACGGCGAGAGGCUGGAGCGGGACCGGCUGGAGUGCGCUCACAGCCACAGCCAGGGAGCAGCGCAGCGCAGCAUGAGCAUCACAGCCAGCUGCUGGGGCCGCAGCAGCAGCACCAAGCUGGAACCCGGCGUUCUUAGCCCCAAAUAGGAUCAGGAAGACUGAGUACCUUUGGGAGAGGGAUGAAAAGUAUACAUUGCUGAGGAAGAGACCCAUGACAAAGAUAAAUGCAAAGAGUGAAAAACAGUUGGCUUGCACCAGAGGGGUAAAUACCACAAUGAAAACAAUAGGUGCUACAAACCACUCUUUAUAAACUAAUGCCAGUUACACUCUACUCAGAUAUUUAUGAACAGAGGCUACAGCUAUAUUUAUUAUACAACAGACACAAAACUCAACAGGCAUUUCAAGGAGCAUCUUCCUGAACCAGAAACGCAUAUAUUGUAGGGAUCCAGACUGUUUCUACUGUAUAGUAAAUAUUGAUCACUCUUGAUUACAAGGUCAGUAUUCCUCCAACAGCGGGCUUUUAGAGUGGAGAUGGUUACACAUACAAGCACCCCAUUGCUGUAUAUUUAAGUUAAUAACACAAAGCGGUUACAGACAGCCUGCAUCACGUCCCAGUUCGGAUACUGUUCUAAUCCCGCACUGUAACUGACACUGACACCCCAAGCACAGCAAUUACGAAAAUUAAAAAUUAUUUUUAUGUGAUAACCAGAUAUGUUCACGUCUGGGAGCAGAGCGGAGAAUCAGGUAAAACUGGAUUGAAUGUGUUUCUUCUCUCAGUGUGAUCAGACAGACACAAAAUCAUUUAG
Messenger RNA from Etheostoma spectabile (orangethroat darter), 5891 nucleotides. RefSeq names its product membrane-associated phosphatidylinositol transfer protein 2. The record is from RefSeq and is a predicted model, not a curated record. NCBI's taxonomy places the organism in Eukaryota, Metazoa, Chordata, Actinopteri, Perciformes, Percidae. Gene Ontology annotation, biological process: phospholipid transport. Gene Ontology annotation, molecular function: phosphatidylinositol binding; phosphatidylcholine intramembrane carrier activity; phosphatidylinositol transfer activity. Bases 814 to 5232 code for a protein of 1472 amino acids. The transcript has 27 exons. Gene Ontology annotation, cellular component: cytoplasm.